Messenger RNA from Acanthoscelides obtectus, 279 nucleotides. The record is from the annotation of a GenBank genome assembly. NCBI's taxonomy places the organism in Eukaryota, Metazoa, Arthropoda, Insecta, Coleoptera, Chrysomelidae.
AUUGACUUAUUUUGCUAUUCAGCUUAAAGUCGACCGAGGUAGCAAACUGUGCAAUGUUGCUCGUGCAUGUUAGAUAUAUUUUUAAGAAUUUCAUUCAAGAAGAUCUGUUAUUUGCAAAACCACUGGAAACUUAUACGGCUGGUGCAGUAAUUUUUAAUCUGAUCAAUGACUAUUUUGAAAAACAUGAAAUCAACUGAUGGUGCAAAAUCAAUGACUGCAUUAUGUUCUGGUCUUGUGUCACAAAUAAAACAGAUCAACGAGAAUAUAGAAUGGACUCAC